AUGGAGUGUAUAUUGAAGCCGGUAAACAGGCAAAUCACAACCAGCUCGAGUAUACAACACGAACACGUGCCCAUGAGUUAUUGUUUUUACGUUCGCCCAGAUCCAAAAGUGUUACCCGAUAACAUAUGUAAAGCAUUGCCAAAAGAACCUGUACUAUACCGUGGACCUGACGCGGCAAAACAUCUCGUCUACACUCUGGUGACUUUAGGUCGACAAGUUCUGGAUAUCAUGAAGAUUAAUAUUGAAAUGUACCGUUUGACUGUGACUGAACAGGAAAAGUUCGAUAAAACAACACGGUGUGGAUCUUGCUCGGUGUCGUUUGAUGAUAAAUGUACAAAAGUACAUGAUCAUAACCACUGGACGGGAAAGUUUAGGGCUGUUUUAUGCAACAGAUGUAAUUUGCAAAGACGGUACCCUACUUUUUUACCCGUGGCGUUUCACGGGCUAUCCAACUAUGACUCACAUUUUAUCAUUCAAGAGCUGACGUACGACACCGAGGACAUUACUAUAAUACCACAGUCUGAAGAAAAGUACAUCUCGUUCAGCAAGACCAUUGGCGAUCGUUUUCAACUCCGGUUCUUGGAUUCGUAUCGUUUUCUACAGGAUAGUCUGGCGAAAUUGGCACAAACACUCACCCGAGAUGAUUUUAUCGAAACGGAAAAAGUUUUCAAACAGAACACCGAUUUGGCCACGAGAAAAUCAGUUUUUCCAUACGAGUACAUCGACUGUGUGGAAAAGCUCGACGAAACAAAACUGCCCGACAUUAGUGCGUUCUAUAGCAGUUUAUCAAACAGUACAAUAUCAGAGGCUGAUUAUGGACAUGCAAAAACAAUGUGGGACACGUUCGAAUGUAAGACCAUUGGUGACUAUAGUGACAAUUAUUUGCUGGUCGACGUAAUGGUUUUAGUGGAUGUGUUUGAAAAGUUUCGGGUGGAGUGUUUGAAAAAUUACAAGUUGGACCCCGCACACUAUUACUCGUGUCCAGGAUUAUCAUUUGAUGCAAUGCUGAGGUAUACCGGUGUGAAACUAGAGCUUUUAACAGACCACGAUAUGCUUUUAAUGUUUCAACUUGCUAUCCGUGGUGGCCUAACUUCAGUAGUGCAAAGACAUGCCCGGGCGAACCAUCCCGAAGUUCAUGGAUAUGACCCGUCAAAAGCUCAAACUUUCCUUCAGUACAUAGAUGCUACGAAUCUAUACGGAUUUGCAAUGAUGCAACCUAUGCCGUGCGGAGAGUUUGAGUGGACAGAUGUACCGUUGGACGUGAUCUUGGGCACGAAAGACGACAGCGACUAUGGUUAUCUCUUGGAGGUUGAUGUCGAUUACCCGCAGCACUUGCAUGAUCUGCACAACGACCUACCGUUUCUACCGGUCAACGAGUGCCCGCCACUGAAAACGAGCAAGUACAGCAAGCUGUUGACCACACUCUCAACCAAGAGAAAAACUUUGGAAAAUGUUCGCAACCAUCAAGUCAUUCAUUUGGUUAGUUGCAGUGAGAAAUUAUCAAAGCUCGUUGCCAAACCAUCAUUUAAAGACACGACUAUUUUCAAUGAUAAGUUGGUUGCCGUACACAUGUACAAAGAAAAGAUAAAUUUUUUCAAACCCAUAUAUAUCGGACAGUCAGUACUUGACAUCAGCAAGUGUAUCAUGUACCGGUUUCACUACGAUGUCAUGCUGCCCAUGUACGGCGAUAGGCUUUCAUUAAUUUAUAUGGAUACAGAUAGCUUUAUAUAUGCAAUACAAACUUUGAACUUUCACCGAGAUCUUGAAGAACAUUUGUUAAAAUAUUUUGACACAUCAAACUAUCCUAAAGACCAUCCGUGUUACACUGACGUACGUAAAAAGGUGCCUGGAACAUUCACCGACGAAGCUGGCGGUUUACAUAUGCAAGAAAUUGUUGCACUCAUGCCAAAGGUAUAUGCAUACAUACUGUCCAAGCAAUACGAACAACAACAGCAGCAACAAUUAUCAAACAUCGUCUGCCCAAUCAAGAGACUUAAAGAAAUUAAAAAACUCAAAGGAGUGACAUCGGGUGUGGUCGCAACUAAAAUAAACAUGAGCGAUUAUCUUCAUUGUCUAAAGACCAAAUUGACUCAAUCACAUAAAGUUUCAGUCAUACGAUCAAAACUUCAUGAAGUCAUAACCAUGGAUACACAGAAACUGUCGUUGAGCAACUCGUACGAUAAGAGGGCCCUGGUCGGUGGUUCCGAUGAAUACCCCGAUAUUUACACCAAGGCAUGGGGUCAUUAUUCACUCAAAGAAAAUAAUUAA
Messenger RNA from Adelges cooleyi (spruce gall adelgid), 2268 nucleotides. RefSeq lists its product as uncharacterized. The record is from RefSeq and is a predicted model, not a curated record. The coding region runs from base 1 to 2268 and encodes 755 amino acids. NCBI's taxonomy places the organism in Eukaryota, Metazoa, Arthropoda, Insecta, Hemiptera, Adelgidae. Gene Ontology annotation, molecular function: nucleic acid binding. The transcript has 5 exons.